AUGGAGAAUUUUAACAGUGAGACUGAGAGCGACUACACCAGUUACUGGAGAGACUGGUUUAUCUCCUCCCGGGGAAACGAAUACUUUUGCGAGAUCGAUGAAGAAUACCUUACGGAUCGAUUCAACCUUACGGGCUUGAACAACGAGGUCCAAUAUUAUCGAUAUGCGCUUGAUCUAGUGACGGACGUUUUCGAUCUCGAUGCGGAUGAUGACCUCAGAGAGCAGAUCGAGAAGUCGGCCCGACACCUUUACGGACUCGUUCAUGCCCGGUAUAUUGUCACAACCAGAGGAUUAGCUAAAAUGCUCGAAAAAUAUAAGAAAGCCGACUUUGGCAAAUGCCCACGGGUGCUCUGCAACCAACAUCCCCUCCUCCCGAUGGGCCUGUCAGACCUGCCAGGCGAGAAGUCCGUCAAGCUCUACUGCGCCAAAUGCGAAGAUAUAUACAAUCCCAAAUCGUCCCGACAUGCCUCAAUCGACGGCGCAUACUUUGGCUCGUCAUUUCAUAGCAUUCUCUUCCAAGUCUACCCCGCCCUUCUCCCAGAAAAGUCAAUACGUCGAUAUGACCCACGAGUUUUUGGAUUCCGUGUUCAUGCCUGCGCAGCUCUGACGAGAUGGCAAGACCGAAAACGAGAUGAGAUGAAAGUCCGUUUGAAGAAAAAUAAGCUGGAUAGUCCGUUUGUUGAGGAUCGGGAGUUUGAAGAAGACGACGAUGACGAUAUUGCUGAUUCGGGAAUUGGAGAGUUUGAUGGAAGGGGUAAAACUCCAGUUGGUGCUGAGGGGGGAAGGAUGAUGAUUGAUAAGUGA
Paracoccidioides brasiliensis Pb18 is the source of this 804-nucleotide messenger RNA. Its product is annotated as casein kinase II subunit beta-2. Gene Ontology annotation, molecular function: protein kinase regulator activity. Bases 1 to 804 code for a protein of 267 amino acids. The transcript is spliced from 3 exons. The record is from RefSeq and is a predicted model, not a curated record. Gene Ontology annotation, cellular component: protein kinase CK2 complex; cytoplasm.